CUGGAGGAUUGUGGAUGGGUCUUAUACAACUGUUCAAACAUCUCUGACGGCUUUUAAGUAAAUAUUCUGAUACAUCUGAACUCUGGAAUGGUAUAACGUACGAUCAUGUAUCAGAGGAAUUGGCCUGGGAAUUGGCUUGUCCUGUGGAAGUCAGUGUAAACCUCUGCUGGAUGACUGGAAGCAGUGACCAUUGCAUUGAUCUGCAAAAUUCCUUCCACAAAGUACAACAUAAAGUGAGGUAUUCACGUGUGGAUCCACAUCCAAGGCUUUGCGUAAAGUUUACCACAAAUGAAGGUGUUUGGGUCAGAUGUCCUUUUGCUUUUGGAUAUUUACCAGUUUGGAUCAUGAGUACUGAUGAGCAGUUCGGUAAACUGAAGUUUACAUUCAAGACUUUGAAUAAGGCGGAAUUCAAGAUGGCUUUGUGUAACAGAACUGCGCCCCAUGAGUGUGACCCACUGAAGGAACUGCAAGUUACUGCAAAUACAAUUGGUGUCUAUUCUCAAAUUUUUAACCUGUCGCAGGAAGACUGUGAGAGGGAUGUUUGCAUACAGGGAUGGCGGACAGAUAUUGAAUAUUCUGUUCGGAUUCAGUUCUGUGACAUCAUGUGUA
This is a messenger RNA of Rhincodon typus (whale shark), 609 nucleotides long. Its product is annotated as interleukin 17 receptor E-like. The annotation marks the transcript as partial. The transcript is spliced from 7 exons. NCBI's taxonomy places the organism in Eukaryota, Metazoa, Chordata, Chondrichthyes, Orectolobiformes, Rhincodontidae. The record is from RefSeq and is a predicted model, not a curated record.